UGUGCGCGCGUGCAUGUGUAGCGCGCGUGUGCGUGUGUGUGUGUGUGUGUGUGUGUGUGUGUGUGCGUGCGCGUGUGCGAGCGUGUUCGAACGCGCGCGCGACCGUCUUCAUUCCGCUGGUUUUCGGCACGGAAGCGCCAAGUGAGUAGUGACGACCGCGUCGCGUCUACUCUUCGGCAGCAGCAGCAGCUCGCACCGACACGCGUCGCCACCCGGUGGUCCACAGUCUGUCCGUCUCGUGCACACAAGAGCGCGCGCGCUCGCUCAAGUACUCUCGCAGCACCGACGAACUUCGUGUUGCGCACCGUUCGCGAUCAACCGCUGUGCCGUGCUCGACUUUUUAUCGUUAUUAUUUUUUUUUUCCUCGUCGUCCGUAUACGUGUAUCUCAGGUACCACGUUUUUUAAAGAUAACAUAAAAAAAAAUAAACCAUGACUUCCGGAGUAGCGGACGACGAUCCGCUGCAGUCGCAGCGCUCGCCUUUGGCCACCGACGCGUGCAGCCAAAAGAAAAUAAACGAAAACAAUCGUCGGAGCAAUAAACCAAUAAUGGAGAAGAAAAGAAGAGCAAGAAUAAAUAACUGUUUGAACGAAUUAAAGACUUUGAUUUUAGAUGCAACUAAAAAAGAUCCAGCUAGACAUUCGAAAUUGGAAAAAGCAGAUAUAUUAGAAAUGACUGUAAAACACUUGGAAUCUAUGCAAAGGCAUAAUGUAGCUUUAUCUGCUGCCACAGAGUCUACAGUAGCCAACAAAUUCAAAGCUGGAUUUACAGAGUGUACAAAUGAAGUAAACCGAUUCCCUGGGCUUGAACCUCAUGUUCGUAAACGUCUCAUGCAGCACUUGAAUACAUACUUCAAUAAAGAAAGUGGAAAUAACAAUUCCAAAAUGCUUCCUACACCUCCAGAAAAACCAAAUCUACAAUUACAUUUGGACUCUAACCAGAACGCUAUACUAUUGGGCACCACUGGUUCGGCUUGCGGAGUUCAACUGGUUCCUACAAGACUUUCCAAUGGUGAUAUUGCUUUAGUUUUGCCUUCUAGAUCUACUGAAACAUCACCACCACCGCCCCUUUCUAUGAUUGUACCAACACCACCAUCCACUCAAUCUGAUUCAUCUGAUACCGAGUCGCCUAUGCCUGAUAGGCCUUUAUCGUGCUAUUCAAUGGGUAGUACUGAUAGUACAGACACAUACAGUCAGCCAGAACUUCCCCUGGCAUUGGUUACCAAACACAGACGAGACGACGAACAGUCAGAUCUAGAACAGCCCUGGCGGCCAUGGUAGUAAUAAUUUAUAUACUGGUUUCACAGGAUACUCUCAUUAAUUAAGUGUUUAUAUUUUUAUUUUCAAAACAUGUGUAUGCAUACUAUUUUGCAUUCAUUAAAUUACAUUGAAAUAUUUCUUUGUGCCAUACAUUUGAAAUCGUAGAAAUUUUUUAUUAGAAGUAAAAGGCUGGUAGCUCAUAACUAUUUCAUAAGACAGCUAACAUUUAUAUUUUUAUUUUUACAUCAUAAUUUGAGAAAUCCAAUAAUCAAUUAAAAUUAUUUUGUUGGGAUUUUUUAACGCUAAAUUGUAUAAUAGUAGGUACCUCUACUCACCAA
Molecule: messenger RNA, 1596 nt
Organism: Rhopalosiphum padi (bird cherry-oat aphid)
Lineage: Eukaryota; Metazoa; Arthropoda; Insecta; Hemiptera; Aphididae
Gene: hry
Product: protein hairy
Exons: 3
Coding region: 431-1279 (282 amino acids)
Biological process (GO): regulation of neurogenesis; regulation of transcription by RNA polymerase II; anterior/posterior pattern specification
Cellular component (GO): nucleus
Molecular function (GO): DNA-binding transcription factor activity, RNA polymerase II-specific; protein dimerization activity; RNA polymerase II cis-regulatory region sequence-specific DNA binding
Source: RefSeq, a predicted model, not a curated record